Molecule: messenger RNA, 5587 nt
Organism: Mobula hypostoma (lesser devil ray)
Lineage: Eukaryota; Metazoa; Chordata; Chondrichthyes; Myliobatiformes; Myliobatidae
Product: von Willebrand factor D and EGF domain-containing protein
Exons: 31
Coding region: 1-5508 (1835 amino acids)
Molecular function (GO): calcium ion binding
Source: RefSeq, a predicted model, not a curated record
AUGGAUCCUCUGUCCCCUUUGCGUCUACAAGCAUUAUCUGGUCACUAUCAACUCUUUGGGCUUUUUCUACUCAUUGUGUAUAUAUGUUCUGCACAGUUUGCCCCAGAAUGCUACCCGGGAGGACAUCAAGUUCUCCGGAACCCUUCCCGAAGCAUUCACUUCGAUUCUAUUCAGCUCCAGCAGUUUGCAAUCCAAGACCUCAUAUGUGAUCAUUCACUGACACCAGGAUGGUAUCGCUUCAUGAUUCGAGACAAGCCAGCAGAAAUUCCAACAAACUGUAUAGAAAUGAAUAAGUGUGGCACACAAGCUCCUGUUUGGCUUUCCCUUGACGGUUCCAACUCGUUGCCUCGCCGUGGUGAGAUAAAGAAAUUAACGGCCUGCGCUACAUGGCAGUUCUCAGGCAGCACCCAAGACUGUUGCUUAUUUCGGAUCCCUGUCUCUCUAAGGAACUGUGGAGCCUUCUUUAUCUAUUACCUUCAACCUACUCAGGGAUGCAUGGGUUACUGUGCAACUGAAGUCUUUGCAGAAACAAAGUCAGCACCCUGUGCUCCUGGAGAAGUGGAAAUAAAUGGGAUUUGUCGAGCCAGGCUUCCUAAUUUGCCUACUAAGCCACUGAUUACACCUGAGUUAGUAGGCACCAGUAUCCAUCUGAAGUGCGCUUAUGUUAGCCCAGCGAUAAAUGGCAGUGUGGGAUAUGUGGUGGUAUGGUCCCGGAUUUCCUCACUUCACAUGAAGGAAGAGCUAAAGAGAGACACGACCCGACAGAUGUUCUCAUUUGUGGAGAUGGAUGGUACUUCUUUAAGACUGGGGGACACGGUAUACUGCAGUGUAUCAAUUUUCUUGCGGGACUUUCCAGAUAUACACAGCUCAUCCAAGAGUAGUGAACCAUUCUUUGCUGGAAUUAAGUUUGAGCCAGAAUCUUUGCACAUCGCUGAAGAUGAAAAGGAGCAUCCUCUGUUGAUCAAAAGUACUAUUCCUAUCCCUUGCCUGGAGAACAGCCAGAAUCUAAACAAUUGUAAAUUAACUCUGCAGCUAACCAUCAAUGACUCAGACAGUCAGAUUUCUUCACUCCUAAACGUAGCACUGUCCUCAUGCCAGGUGGAUUUAAUAUGGAUGCCUUGUAUGGCUGGGAGUUGUGCAAGAAGUACUCUGUUUGUGACAGCUGUGACAGACUUUGCUCGAGAUGGAAAUCGUGUCAGCAAUAUUAGGAUUGAGCCUAUUAAAUCAAACAAUUUCUUGUGGCAUGGUUACACCCCAAAGGAUAUGAAGGUCACUGUACAGGACAUUCCAACAGGAAAUUGUUAUUCGUUCACUGAUCCCCAUAUUAUUACAUUUGAUGGAAGACGAUAUGACAACCAUAAAACUGGGACUUUUGUGAUGUAUAAGAGCCUCUUGCGAGAAUCUGAAGUUCACGUACGUCAAUGGGACUGCGGCAGUCGCCAUUAUGCUGUGUCGUGUAACUGUGGAGUAGUUGCCAGAGAAGGUGAUGAUAUCAUUGCAUUUGACAUGUGCAAUGGACACUUUCAGGAGACCAGGCCUCACCUGUCAGUCAAAAGCAGUGGAUCAGAACCACAUCAUGUCAAAAUAAUGGAUGCACACCAUGGGAAGAAAAUCACGAUCCUGUUUCCAUCAGGGGCAUUUGUCCGUGCAGACGUAAGCGACUGGGGAAUGAGCAUAACAGUACGGGCUCCCAGUGUUGAUUUCAACAACACUAGGGGGCUCUGUGGGAUCUUUGAUGGCAAUAGUAAUAAUGACUUCCAUGGUGCUGAUGGGAAACCCAUGGCAGCUGCACAUUGGAAUAAUGACCCCACUGAUUUCAUUGAGGAAUGGAGAGUACAUCCAGGGGAAAGUUUGUUUGACAAGACACCAUCCCACUCUGUGAAAGAGAAAAGAAGAAAUUACUGCAAGUGUCGGAAGAAAUAUACAAUGCCCCUCCAUUCCGUGAACAAGUUCACCACUGGCUAUGGCCAUUCUCACCUACUGUCUAGUUGCAAUGCCUAUGAAAAUGUGGAUUACACUUCAUUAGUUCCUUAUUUGGAUAUUACGGCAGAAUACAUAAACAACCCAGGGCAGUCCUUGUUCAGAAAGCGUGACAUUGUCCAGUCUUCUGAGAGGUCAGAUGGACAUAUGGCCCUGCUGAAAUACAUUCAAUCACAAAGCGCCAAAGAAUUCACCACCAAAGGCAAGUCACUUACAUUUACUGAUCACUUAGUGAGAUAUUCCAGAUGGCCAGACGUAAUGGAUUUUUCUGAACCAGAGGUUAUGCUGCACAGGAUAAGAAAUCAGCGUCCUUUUAAAUUCUUACCAACAUUCACAUUCCAGAGCUUAAGCCAAACCGAUCUGGAAAGCUUUACUUACUUUUUCCCAGAAGACCAUCUGUCCAGGAAUCGACCUGGUGUGCAACCAACAUGGCCAACUCCAAGUGGACUGACAUCAGUUAAGGCCCUAGAGGUAUGCCAACAAACCCUGGGGAACUCUACCACUGGUGUAGUGUGUCAUGACCUUCUUGGAAGAAGGCUUAUUGAGGCUGUGGAUAUGUGUAUCUCAGACAUGCAGCUUAAAGAUGAUCUUGCUUGGGAGGAAGGGAUGCGACCUUUCCUUGACAAUGAAUGCGAAAGAAAACUUUUGGAAAGUAAGGUUCAGUGGGCCCAUGGAACAAAUGAUCCUCAUGUUAAAGAGAUUGUUAGAGCUCUCCGUUGUCCAAACUCAUGCAGUAACAAUGGACAUUGCACAGCAUGGGGUUGCCAGUGCUUUGUCAAAUACAGCUCCUAUGACUGCAGUAUUUCCAAUGAUUGGCCUCCUGAGAUGACUGAUCUGGAGAAUAGUGGCUUCUGUGAUAUGCGAAUCUAUGAAUGCAACAGAAUCAGAGUAUUUGGCCUGCGCUUCAGGGACUCCCCUCACCUCCGGUGUGAAGUUAUCAGCCUGACGUUUAUAAAUAAUCAGUGGGUUCCAGGAGCUAAGCAUACUACAAAGGCAGAGUUUCUCAGCACCAAAGCUGUUGAUUGCCCAAUUCCAGCAUCACAAAGUACUGAAACUGAGACAGUGGACUUCAUGUUUUCAGAUAAACCUUUUGCCAGAUGGCAAGUAAAGAUUACAAAUGAUGGAUCUUUGUUCAGUAAUUCAAAGAUUUUGACAAUUUAUGAUGGCAUUUGCCAGCUCUGUGAUAAUGUUCCAACUGGACUUUGUAAGUUGAAGGAAAAAACAUGCAAUAUAAAUGGACUUUGUUAUAGUGAAGGAGACCCAAAUCCAACAAGUCUUUGUUUGCUGUGCAACCCAGACAUGUCCAAGAUCACCUGGUCCAUUAAUGAAAACAAUCGGCCACCUAUUUACCAAGAGUCUCCAACUAAGCUCCAGACAUUUUUGGGUGAAAAUUUUGUUUACCAGUUCACAGCAGUGGAUCCUGAAGGAUCGGCUGUGCUGUUCUCACUGGAGUCUGCUCCUGAGAAUGUCAGCCUAUCACCUGCCGGCCUUCUGAUUUGGAAAGUGAAUUCCCAAAAUUCAGCCAGCUUUGGCUUUACCGUCUCGGAUGAGUGCAAUGCACAAAGCACAUAUUCGGUUCAGGUUGCCGUAAAGCCAUGUGGCUGCAUAAAUGGUGGAACAUGUGUUACAAAUAUCAAUUUCCCCCCAGGAAGUGGUGAAUACCUCUGUGUGUGUCCUGCCGGAUUUGAAGGGGAGUUUUGUCAAGAAAAUGUAGAUGAAUGCAACUCAAAACCAUGUGGUGUGGGCACUUGUCUGGAUGGUAUCAACAACUACUCAUGCAGAUGUCCAACGGGCCUCACAGGACACACAUGCCAAGAAGAUGUUAAUGAAUGUGAAAAAGUGCCGUGUUUUCCUGGAGUCCCUUGUUUCAAUAGCUUUGGAUCAUACCAAUGUGGAAGCUGUCCCGGAAAGCUGAAGGGUGAUGGCCGAUCUUGCAAAGGUUUAACCACUGUUCCACGGAGCACGAGUACUUGUGCAAAUAAACCCUGCUUCCCAGGAGUUCAGUGUUUUGAUCGAAAACCACCUAAUGUUGGCUUUCUAUGUGGCCGUUGUCCUGUAGGAUUCUUUGGCACUGGGAAGACAUGCAUGAAGAUUCCACGAUUUGUUUCCCCACAUGUUGCAUCAAAACUUCAUCAACGGUGGGGCCCCACCAGAAGACCAAGCAACCUGCCAGGUGGUAACCAGAAAACUAUGCUGGGGCACUUUUCCAUGUCUGGCAGAGCCACAAUGGAAAAAGCAGUUACAAAAGCCAAACCACCUCCAGUUCUCAAGACGGAUAAUCCCUAUGCAGCACUGAGUUUCUCUCCUUCCAUUGCCUCCUUGUCACAGGACACUGGUACUGCUGUCACUGGCACAGCUGCCAUGAGCUCUAGAACUGUAUCUCAGCUGGCUGUUCACCCCAAACCUCUUCAAAGGACAGUCAUUUUUGGGCGGCCUGCCACGUCAGCACUGCGGGCUGUAACUGCCUCUCAAGCUGUUUCCAUUACUCGCUUCGCUAAUGAGUUGGUUCCUAGGGAAACAAAGGUCACCUGUGCUGACAUGCCUUGUUUUAAUGGAGUCCCCUGUGAGCCCACGCAGCCUGGAGGCUUUAAAUGUGGCCGAUGUCCUUUCGGAUACACUGGUGAUGGUGUAACAUGUAAAGCUAUAUGCAGGUAUCCCUGUGGGAAGAAUAUGGAAUGUGCAGCUCCCAACACGUGUCGCUGUAAGCCUGGCUACACUGGGUAUAACUGUCAUAUAGCAAUCUGCCGACCAGACUGCCAAAACAAGGGAAAAUGUGUCAAACCUGAUAAGUGUGAGUGUCCUCCAGGAUACCAUGGCCUGACCUGUGAAGAUGCCCACUGCAUCCCAGCUUGUGAACAUGGCGGAUCGUGUACAGCCAGAAAUACUUGCUCCUGCCACUACGGGUUUGUUGGGCCGAGAUGUGAAACAAUGGUUUGCAAUAGACACUGUCAAAAUGGUGGAAAGUGCACUUCCCCUGAUGUGUGCAAGUGCAAAGCUGGGUGGACAGGCCCCUCAUGUGAAACAGCUGUUUGUACCCCUGUGUGUCUCAAUGGUGGCAUCUGUAUUCGACAGAACGUCUGUAUCUGUCCUCGUGGAUUCUAUGGACUUCAGUGUCAAAAUGCUGUUUGCAAUCCUCCCUGUAAGAAUGGUGGCCAGUGUAUGAGAAACAAUUUGUGCUCCUGUCCUGAAGGCUAUACAGGCAGAAGGUGUCAGCAGAGUGUCUGUGAGCCAGUGUGUAUGAACGGAGGCAAGUGCGUGAGCCCUGACAUUUGUGACUGUCCAUCAGGGUGGAAAGGGAAGCGAUGUAAUCAGCCAAUUUGUCUGCAAAAAUGCCAGAAUGAUGGAGAAUGUGUGGGACCAAGUACCUGUCACUGUCAGGCGGGCUGGGAAGGAAUGCUGUGUCAGAUCCCUAUCUGUGAGCAGAAAUGUUUGUUUGGAAGUAAGUGCAUCAGGCCGAAUGUGUGUGCUUGCAGGAGAGGAUACAUGGGAUUGGCCUGUGCAAAAAAGCUUCCUGUUGGACGUGGAUAAGCUGGAAAUGUUGCAGCUGGUUAUUCUGAGGAGUGAGCAGUUACAGCAAUGGAGCACAGAUUUAUAGAGCUACACGGUG